Messenger RNA from Gaeumannomyces tritici R3-111a-1, 2312 nucleotides. RefSeq lists its product as hypothetical. Gene Ontology annotation, molecular function: quinone binding; copper ion binding; primary methylamine oxidase activity. Gene Ontology annotation, biological process: amine metabolic process. Gene Ontology annotation, cellular component: plasma membrane. The record is from RefSeq and is a predicted model, not a curated record. Bases 263 to 2146 code for a protein of 627 amino acids. Lineage: Eukaryota; Fungi; Ascomycota; Sordariomycetes; Magnaporthales; Magnaporthaceae. The transcript is spliced from 2 exons.
CAAACCAGUUCAUGCCAGGCUGGGCGGAGAAUUUUUGCAUCAAGCCGAGGCAGUGCAGGGCUCUGCCGCUGGGAACAGGCGGAUUGGGGCGAGAGCGAUUCCAUCGUGGGUGAUUUUCUAGUAGACCCCAUAAUGUAUAGGGGUAGGUAGGUAGGUAUAUAAGUCCAGCCCUCGGGGCUGCUAACACUAUCAUCGCGGUUCUUGUCUUCACCUCCCCUCCACCCACUCCGACGCUCGUUUCUUUCUCCCUUUGCUCCUCGCCAUGAUGAAGUUCUUCGCGUUGGUCAGCCUCGCCGCUGGCGUCGUGUCGGCGGCAGCUGAUGUGCCCAUCGGCUCCUACAUCCCCGUCAAGGCGCCGUACGACAACCUAUGGAGCGACAUCACCAACGAGGAGAAGAGCGCCAUCCUCAAGUACAUCGAGGGUGAGCAGGGUAAAUCCAUCCACCAACUCAACUUUGUCUGGGGCACGGUCUGGGGCCUUCCUCCGAACAAGACCGAGGCAACCCUGUACCUGUCGGGCCAGGGCCCAAAGCCGAAGCGGUAUGCUCGGAUCAUGGGCGGCGGCGAUUGCAUGGACCGCGAGUACAUGGUCGGGCCGCUCCCCGUCACCAACGAGACCAGAGCCACGCCCCUCGACUACAUGUACCGCGGGAACGCAACGCUGGUGAGCAAAUCCUCGUGGUGUGCCCCGCAGAGCUCCGCCAAGCACCGCCGCGAGGCCGCCGAGGAGGCCCGCAAGAACAGCAGGGAGCAGCGCAUGGCACUGGAGCGUCGCGACCCUAAGAGCCCCUACGACGAGAAGAUGGGCUGGAACGGCGACAAGCUGCCGCACGACGAGCUGGAGCCGCCCGUGGCCAUCCUGCCCGGCGGGGCGCGGCACGAGUUCGACCCGGAGCAGAACUACGUCCGGUGGAUGGACUUUUCCUUCUACGUCGCGACGGGCCGCGCCGGAAUCACGGUGCACGACAUCCGCUACAAGGGCGAGCGGGUCGUGUACGAGCUCGCGAUGCAGGAGGCGCUCUCGCACUACGCCGGCCCCGACCGGGCCCAGACGUACGCGUCCUACAUCGACGUCGCCGUCGGCUUCACCGCCUUCAACCUGAUCCCCGGCUUCGACUGCCCGUCCUACGCCACCUACACCAAGGCCUUUUGCCUGUUCGAGUUCCCCAAGGACUUCCCUAUGAGCCGCCACUUUGACCGGAAGAACAGGAGCUACGACGCGACCAAGAACACGGCCUUCAUCCUGCGCAGCGUCAGCACCGUCGACAACUACGACUACAUGACCACGUACGAGUUCCGCCACGACGGCUCCAUCGAGGUCCUCGUGCGCGCCUCGGGCUACAUCCAGGGCUCCCGCGCCGUCGACGAGAAGGACGCGUGGGACUACGGGUUCCGCAUCCGCAAGGACCUCUCGGGCUCCAUGCACGACCACGUCCUCAACUUCAAGGCAGACCUCGACAUCCUCGGCACCAAGAACAGCCUGUUCAAGACCCAGUUCGUCCCGCACCAGGAGGUCUACCCCUGGUCCAACGGCGAGGUGGUCAACACCAUGAAGGUCGAGCGCAGCUUCGUCGCCAACGAGGACCAGGGCAAGAUCAACUGGGCGCCCAAUGCGGCCGCGUCCUACUCGGUCGUCAACAAGGACAAGCCAAACGAGAACGGCGAGUACCCGGGCUACAAGAUCUACCCGUCCACCGGCUCCAGCAUCUACCUCACCAUCCAGAACUCGACCGUGUUCCCUCGCGAGAUCAACUGGGCCACGCACCACCUCUACGCCCUGCAGCGCAAGGACGGGGAGCCCGUGUCGGCGCACCCCGUCGUCGCCUGGGACAAGGGCAAGCCGCCCUACGUCGACUUCAACAACUUCUUCGACGGCGAGUCGCUGGACCAGGAGGAUCUCGUCGUCUACUUUAAUUUGGGCAUGCAUCACAUGCCCGACACCUACGACCUCCCAGUCACGGUUUUCCAGGGUGCCCAGUCCGGCAUGACCCUGCGGCCCCAGAACUACCGGCGCAGCGACGGCUCGGUGUCCACCAGGCAGCAGCUCCACCUCGGCUACCAGGUCGUCGAGAAGUACGGCAGGGAGGACCUCCAGGGGUCGUACGACCUCGCGAAGGCCAAUCCGCCUUUCUACCCGACUAAUUGAUCUGAUUUUGGUCGUUUAUCUGUUUGCUAGAGAGCAUCACGGCGUCAUGACUGAAAUUCGUUCUAUAGACUGGGUACAUUUAUACCGAUGCGGGUUUGGGUUGCAUACCACGAACUAUACAUAGAAGACGUGUUAAUCAUUAAACCAAUCGUCAUCCAUUCCAAAA